This is a messenger RNA of Phymastichus coffea, 3852 nucleotides long. Its product is annotated as probable chitinase 2. Lineage: Eukaryota; Metazoa; Arthropoda; Insecta; Hymenoptera; Eulophidae. Gene Ontology annotation, biological process: chitin catabolic process; carbohydrate metabolic process. Gene Ontology annotation, molecular function: chitinase activity; chitin binding. Gene Ontology annotation, cellular component: extracellular region. The record is from RefSeq and is a predicted model, not a curated record. The transcript has 8 exons. The coding region runs from base 189 to 1538 and encodes 449 amino acids.
CGCAGCAGCAGUUGGUGUCGGGCGCGCGCGAGUUCAGCCAUCAGUUAUAGUCCGGCAUCGGGCCAGCGUGAGCGAGUCCGCGUCCUUUCCGCCCAGCCGCACGAGUCCCGUGUUGUCGGUCGUCGACAGCGCGCCGAGGUAAGUGAGCGUCCAGCCGCAGGAAGCCGCUGUUUUCACGCGCAACGAUAAUGCUGGCGGUCAAGGCGCUGCUCCUCGCGGCUCUCCUCUGCGGACUCGCCACCGCCUACGACACCACCCACGAUCAACGCGAUCGCGAUCGAUCGCACAGCCCUCACGAUCGAGCGAGGAAGCCACGGCACGACAAGUACGUGGCCUGCUACUACCAGAGCUGGUCGAUUUACCGCAACGGCGAUGGCGUUUUCCAAAUUGCGAACGACUUGAAGCCCGAUCAUUGCACCCAUCUGAUCUACGCGUUCGCUGGACUCAACGGCACCACCAACGAGAUCAAGAGUCUCGAUCCUUGGGCUGAUUUGUCGGACACCAAUGAUCCAUUUUCCUCAGGCAAGGGUGGCUACAGGGCAUUGACCACUCUGAAGUACGCCUACCCCGGCCUCAAGAUCUCCUUGGCCGUGGGCGGCUGGAACGACGGCAGCGUGAACUACUCCGAGAUGGCCAGAGAUCCCUACCGUCGCAAGCGAUUCAUCAACAGCGUCGUUCACUUUCUGAGGACGUACGGCUUCGACGGCGUUGACCUGGACUGGGAAUUCCCGACAGCCCGAGGCGGCCGGGAAUACGACAAGUGGAACUUGGUGAGCCUGCUGGAGGAAAUGAGGCACGCCUUGAAGGAGCACCACUUCAUCCUGACGGUGGCCAUCUCGCCCGACGUUGAGAGCAUGACGCGGCGCUACGACAUCCGCGGCAUCGCGCAGAACGUCGACUACGUGCACCUGAUGACCUACGACUACCACUCGCUCGACGGCGGCGUCGUCAUGCCCAACGCCCCUCUCGACGAAGUGAACAAGACGCUGGACUACGUGCUGAGCGCCGGUGUGUCGCCGCACAAGUUCGCCCUGGGUCUACCCAUGUACGGACGAGGCUACAUCCUGGCCGAGCCGCUCAGACACACGAACGAGAAUCCCAUCGGCAAGCCGAGCCUGAAGACCAGCUGGCCCGGACCCUACAACAGCCAGGAGGGCUUUUUCGGCUACAACGAGAUUUGCAAGCACUUCCUCGGCAACGACUCGUGGAUCGAUCGCUGGGACAACUUGAGCAGCACGCCCUACUCGAUUCACAGGCACAAGGUGGUCGUCUACGACAACGUGAAGAGCCUGCAGGCUAAGGUGCUGCUGGCCAUGCAGAAGGGCCUGGCCGGAGUGAUGGUGUGGAGCAUCGACACGGACGACUUUCGCGGCGACUGCGCGCCCUUGCACGAGCGCAACCGCAUCGACGCGCGCGACACGCAGUACCCGCUGAUGCAGGCGAUCACGCACGCCAUCGAGCGCGGCGCCAGCUCGGCCGUCGUCGCCGAUCCCAUCGGUCUCGCUGUCGUCGUUGUCCUCGCGAGCCUCGCCCUCUAAAGGCGACUCGCCGCGAACCUACGGCCUCGAGUAGUUUUUUUCUGCAGCGGACAGUCACGACGAUCGCGACGGUGACUGUCGAGUGCGCGACCGACCACGAAGCCUCUUCUUUUUCAUUACCAUUAUUAUCGGAUUUCACGAGUCUGCGUGUAUAUAACCACUGCUCUGCUUUCGUUCCAUUGCCUGCUCUCGCGCGAUACCGUGCCCGACGAUCGUGCUGGGCCUCACGUCUAUCUACAUAUAUAUAUAUAUAUAUAUAUAUAUUACGUAUGUGUGUGUGUGUGUAUAUAUAUAUAUGUACACCAUCUUGUUUUUACAAUCCCAAUGAACAAUAAUAAGCUUUAACAUUGUACAGGCAAAUUCUUCUAUGAACGAUAGGAUUGAUAACUAGAACUGUCGAGUACUAUAUACGAUAUGAUAUCCUAAAUUAUAAGUAUUGCCAUAAUUAGUCAAAUGCAAUACUUGUAAGCGGUUUUAUUUUCUGCGCUUUGCAAUUGCAGACGUGUCCGAUUGUGUCUCUCGAUUGGUCAUUUUCUUUUUCACCGAAUGCCAGGUAUUUAUAAAUUUUCAACUAAGAAUACGUUGCAUGCAACGUUAAAUUGUAGUUGUCGGCACAUUACUACGAACUAUCAUUAACCAUUAGUUGAACGAUAUGUAAAAAAGUGUUAUUAAAAUUAGUAAUUUACGUAAUGACUAUUAUUAAGCGAGCAAUGGCAUUUCUUCAAUCAAAAUUCAAGAAACGAAAGGCAAACGAGUUUUUUCGGCACUGGUCGCACUUUUGAUUGAAGAAAGUUCGGACAAACAUGCGCUUUAUUCGGACAGAUAAAAUAAGGACAUUGGACGAUUGCAGGGAGGAAAGUAGAGAGAUCCUCGUACGCGUAACGCGUAUUUUGCUAAUUGUAAGAGCCGACGAGUGUUGUCUGUAAAAAGAAUGGCAGCUCGUCGGUGUGUCUUCGACCGUCAUAUAUAACGUAAUAAAGUAUUUUUGUAUCGAUCUUAUCAAUGGUAAUAGUAACAAUAUGUCGUAACUUGGUGGAUUUCAUUAAUCCACGAUUUCCCGACAGUUUUUCUUUUCGUAUCAUCGCAAACUCUGUAACUGUAAUUUAUACUCUGUAACUACAUCAUUAUAACUGUACGCUCUGACGAUUGAUUUUCUUAUUUUCUUUUUGUAAUAAAUAAGUUGUAUCGACGCAUCGUGCAACCCGAAAAAGUAACAAGACCUUACCUCUUAUUCUUAUUCCACCCUCGCGCACGUAAAAUCGAUAAUCUGCCGGACACGCGGCAGAGAAAAACAACGCGGGACAGCGUCGAUGGAGCGCGUGCGCGCAAGUUGGAUUUGGUACCGGAAGCGGUGAGAGGGUCCACUAGACAUUCGAAUGCACGUGGCCGGUUGGGAGAGGGGCUGAAAGGGGAGUGACUCAUCGCGACUGGCGUCGUCGCGGCGCGCCUUUCCGCGCCUUUCCGCGCCAACCACCCUCCCUCGCUGACGACGCCGUUACGCGUAAAAACCCCGCCUUCCACCCCCUCCCAGCGAAAGGCAUCUUUGCGCGCAAUGGCAGUGGAUCAUUUUUACCCAAGCCUGAUUUUUGCCGCUCGUCUCGAUGAAUUGCUCCGCCGUGGGGGGCCCAAUCUCCUCUAUUUUGUUUUGAUUUCUUCGGUCGUUCGCCGACGAAUUACUAGUCGGAACCUCCUCGAUGCGACGUGAUCCCAAUGUAUGCACGUGUGCGCGCGCGUGUAGGUUGAUACUCGAACUAAAAGCUCUGUGCCUGGCUGUCCACGUAAAGUCGGUUGAUAUUCGAGUCGAGCGCCUAGAUAGGAUAUCGAGCUGCGUCGCAUGCGUGCAGCCGCUACGUACACGUAUGUGCAGGCUUACGUUUGCUGCGAGGGUGGGUUUGUUGUGCGUAUACCUGGUGCUUUGAUAUCGGAGCUUCGAGGGCGCUGUCCCGCCGCGACUUUUCAGGGUCAACGACUCUGACUUCUACGCUCGUUCCGUAUGCUAAGGCGCAUUUCUCUCGAAAUCCGGCGACGCGCGGUCAUUUCAGACACCAUUUUUCUGUUAUUUAUCACGUUAUUUCAAUUAUUUACAUUCUAACUUUGAGGUUCUAAUAUAGAAUAUAUAUACACAUAUUUGAAUAAAUCGUGCUGUAUGAAAUACACUAUAUCAAUCGAUAUUCACUGAUGAAUAAAAAAUUGAAUUUGCACCCCUUAUUUUACCAAAAUCAUUGAACUUUUACUCAUUUUAAGAUGUAUCGAAAAAUUAUCGAAAAAUAAAAAUUUAUUUUAUUAUAAACUUAUAAAAUGUACUAAACUAUUA